Messenger RNA from Colletotrichum spaethianum, 1797 nucleotides. RefSeq names its product manganese transporter SMF1. Lineage: Eukaryota; Fungi; Ascomycota; Sordariomycetes; Glomerellales; Glomerellaceae. The coding region runs from base 1 to 1797 and encodes 598 amino acids. The transcript has 4 exons. The record is from RefSeq and is a predicted model, not a curated record. Gene Ontology annotation, biological process: iron ion transport; intracellular manganese ion homeostasis. Gene Ontology annotation, cellular component: membrane. Gene Ontology annotation, molecular function: cadmium ion transmembrane transporter activity; manganese ion transmembrane transporter activity.
AUGAACCGCCCGUCUCGAACAGAUGAGCCUUACGAGGAGGAGGGCUACAAUCAGAGCCCGAACCCUCUGUCUAACGAUUUGACCACCAACGAGGACCUCAACGGGACCGUCAAUGCGAGAGCACUGGAGCCGGGAGAAGACGGAAAAACUCUCCCGGGGGCCGGUGACGUUGGUAUAUCACGCUCCGAGACCGACUGGGGGAAAGACGGCGUUGGCCCGGCGCCGAGCGGCGCCGCGUCGGCCAAGUCAGUUGGACUUGGUCAACCCGUGGGAGAGGAGGCCCUCUCGGCCCCUCUCCCUCCCCUUCACUCACGCUGCUCAUCUCCCACUGGAGGAGAUGACACUCAAACGCAGCGGAGCAUCUUUGGUCGUGUCAAGAGUGCUAUCAUAAAGUUCGGUUCUUUCAUCGGGCCUGGGUUCAUGAUCUCCGUCGCGUACAUCGAUCCUGGAAACUACGCAACAGGCGUUGCUGCGGGAGCGUCCUACCGCUUCAGCCUGCUCUUUGUCGUUCUUCUGGCCAACCUGUUCGCCAUCUUCCUCCAGAGUCUCUGCACAAAGCUCGGCACCGUCACCGGGCUGAACCUGGCUGAGGCUUGUCGGGCGUUUCUGCCGCGGUGGAUGAACUAUGUUCUCUAUGUCUUUGCGGAGGUUGCCAUUAUUGCCACCGACAUUGCAGAGGUAAUCGGCUUCGCAAUCGGCCUGAACCUCCUCAUUCCCGCGAUACCCCUGGUCGCAGGGUGUGCCAUCUCCAUCCUGGACGUGAUGAUCAUCCUCAUCUUCUACAGGCCGCAUGGAACCAUGAGAGGGCUGAGGAUGUUUGAGUUUUUCGUCAUUGGCCUAGUGUUGGGCGUGGUGGUCUGCUUCUGUAUCCAGCUCUCCCUGAUCAAGGACACGCCGGUGGGGGAGGUCUUCCGAGGCUAUCUACCCUCACAUGCUGUCGUCGAGUCGCAAGGUUUAUACCAGGCCUGUGGCAUCCUUGGCGCAACAGUAAUGCCGCAUAGUCUGUACCUCGGAUCAGGGAUCGUCCAGGCCCGCCUACGGGACUACGACACGAAGAACGGCUUGCUACCCCCUGAAACGAACGAGCUCGACCUCAGUGGUGAUAGUAUCGACAAGGGCUACUACAUCCCAUCUGCAAAGGCCAUAAAGCACUCCCUCAUGGCCUCGACGGCCGAAUUGGGAUUCUCACUCUUCACGUUCGCCCUCUUCGUCAACUCCGCUAUUCUAAUCGUCGCGGGUGCCUCACUUUAUGGGAAUAAGGAUGCCCCAGAUGCGGACAUCUUUAGCAUCCACCAGCUUCUCACGGACUCCAUCUCUAAGGCCGCGGGCACAGUCUUCGCCCUGGCCCUUCUCCUCUCCGGAAUCUCCGCUGGAAUCGUUUGCACGAUUGCCGGGCAGAUGGUAAGCGAGGGAGCGCUGAACUGGAGGAUGCGUCCCUGGCUGCGGCGCCUCGCGACUCGCAGCAUCAGCGUCACGCCGAGCAUAGUAAUCGCCGGUGCUAUAGGUCGGGAGGGCGUGAGCGACGCGCUGAAUGCGUCGCAGGUCGUGCUUAGUGUCGUUUUGCCGUUCAUCACUGCGCCCUUGAUCUACUUUACGUGCCGUAACAAGUACAUGACGGUCCGUGAUGGCGCGGCCCGAUUCCGGACCCCAUCGGAUGAAGAGACAUCGGAAAACACGAGUGGCAUGGUCAAGAUGGCGAAUUCGUGGUACACUGCUGUUUUCGCUGUUCUGAUCUGGAUCCUUAUAGCGGCGAUGAAUGUGGCCAACUUGGUUCUGCUGGGAAAGGGUCAGGCAUGA